AUGGCGGAACUAGGUGACGGCAAGAACCAGGUACCCGUGCCCAAACACACUGAUUCGGGAUCUUCAGAUGCGGAUUCCAGGGACAUUGAGGAGCCAUACGGAGAUAAUGGCGACAACCAUGUCUUCAGUGAUCCCGUUGUUGCAGAGCAUUGGCGAGAAGUCUAUGAGCGAAACAAAUACGAGAACCGACAUCGAUUUGAUCCAAACUACAAGUGGACAUCUGAAGAGGAGGAGCGCCUCGUCCGUAAACUCGAUUUCAGGAUUACGUUCUGGGCUUGGCUGAUGUUUUGCGCACUGGACUUGAACAGGAAAAAUAUCAAUCGCGCUAUCUCCGACAACAUGUUGGAAGAAUUGAACAUGACCACUAAUGACUUCAAUUAUGGACAAACGAUAUUCCUCGCUUCGUUCCUUGCAGCGGAGCUUCCGAGUGGCCUCAUUAGUAAGGCAAUCGGCGCCGAUCGAUGGAUUCCUUUCAUCAUCUGCGCGUGGUCAAUUGUCAGCGCAUCUCAGGCAGCAAUGAAGUCAAAAGCGGUAUACUAUGUAAUCCGUGGAUUGCUAGGAUUAGCAAUGGGUGGCUUUAUCCCCGACAUCGUGCUAUGGCUUACUUACUACUUCAAAUCCAAUGAACUCCCGAAGCGUCUGGCUUUCUUCUGGACCGCUCUUAGUACUUGCCAAAUUGCUGGAUCAUUGAUUGCAGCUGGUGUCCUGCAAAUGCGAGGAAUCAACGGCUGGUCAGGGUGGCAAUAUUUGUUUCUUAUCGAGGGCGUCAUCACCUGCUUCAUUGGUUUGCUGUCCUGGGGUUUAAUGCCUCCUGGUCCCACUCAAACGAAGCACUGGUUCCGAGGCAAGAACGGAUGGUUCACUGAUCAUGAGGAAUACAUUCUCGUCAACAGAGUCCUCCGUGAUGACCCUUCCAAAGGUGACAUGAACAACCGUCAAGCCGUUGGCAUCGGCCAUCUUUUGAAAUCCUGCUUCGAUUGGGAACAGUGGCCGCUCUACAUUAUUGGCUUGACGGCAUACAUUCCUCCUGCUCCGCCGAACACAUAUCUCUCGUACAUCCUGCGACAGCUCGGCUUUUCCGUCUUUAAAGCCAACUUGCUCACCAUUCCGUCGCAAUUCCUGUUUGCCGUGCAACUGCUCAUCCUUACCUGGCUUUCCGAGAGAGUAAAGGAGCGAGCCAUCAUCAGCAGUAUUAGUAACAUCUGGAUUUUCCCGUGGCUGGUUGGCUUAGUAACUUUGCCUGCAAGCGCCAGUCCUUGGAUUCGAUACGCACUGCUUACUGGACUCCUAAGCUAUCCAUAUUGCCACGCUAUCCUUGUGGGCUGGAACGCCAAGAACAGCAAUGCAGUCCGGACCCGCGCUGUUUCUGCUGCUCUUUACAACAUGUUUGUCCAAUCAGGAAACAUCAUCGCAACGAACAUCUACCGCGAUGAUGAUAAGCCACUGUAUCGACGCGGCAACAAGAUAUUGCUUGCGAUUUGCUCCUUCAACAUCAUUUUGUUCUACUUGGUGAAGCUAUUCUACAUCUGGAGGAACAAAGUCCGAGACAGGAAAUGGAAUGCGAUGACAAAGGAGGAGCAGCAAGAUUAUUUGUUAUCGACAAAAGAUGAGGGUAUGAAGAGGUUGGAUUUCAGAUUCGCACAUUGA
Molecule: messenger RNA, 1647 nt
Organism: Bipolaris victoriae FI3
Lineage: Eukaryota; Fungi; Ascomycota; Dothideomycetes; Pleosporales; Pleosporaceae
Exons: 8
Coding region: 1-1647 (548 amino acids)
Biological process (GO): transmembrane transport
Cellular component (GO): membrane
Molecular function (GO): transmembrane transporter activity
Source: RefSeq, a predicted model, not a curated record